UUUGGCAGUCCCAGCACUGUUUCACUUCUGUUUCCAGAUAAAUCAAUAGUGAACCACUGUUGCUUUCAUAUACUUUAUAGCAGCGCCCCCGCGUUUCUCGCUAGCAUGUUCACAAUGUCUGGUGAGCGGUAGAGUGUAAGAGCAAAAAUGGGAGCGGCGAUGGGUAAAAGCAGCGGCGUGCUGUUUGAUUCGCUGCCUAGCACUCAGAGUACCCUGCAUAUUGUGAUGCUGGGUCUCGACUCUGCCGGUAAAACUACAGCUCUUUACCGUCUCAAAUUCGACCAGUACCUCAAUACCGUACCCACCAUUGGGUUCAACUGCGAGAAGGUGCGGGGCGCUACUGGUAAGGCUAAGGGUGCCGUUUUUCUAGUGUGGGAUGUUGGCGGUCAGGAGAAACUCAGACCACUCUGGCGCAGCUAUACGAGGUGUACUGACGGCAUUGUCUUUGUGGUAGACUCAGUAGACACGGAGCGUAUGGAAGAAGCUAAGAUGGAGCUAUUGCGCACAGUUAGGUGCCCGGAUAACCAGGGCGUACCACUACUGGUGUUGGCAAACAAACAAGAUCUGCCCGGAGCCUGUGAGCCUCGCGAAUUGGAACGCUUGCUAGGUCUCUAUGAAGGUGUAGGCGAAGCGCCAAAACUAACACAUAUUCAACCAGCGUGCGCUAUUACUGGCGAAGGUCUUCAGGAAGGCUUUGAAGCACUUUACGACAUGAUUAUUCGGAAGCGAAAACAAACUAGAAGCACAAAAAAAAAACGUUGAUAAAUCUUACGUGUGUGUUCUUCUAUACUUUCAAAAUUGUUUUUAUUAUUAUUA
Molecule: messenger RNA, 816 nt
Organism: Phlebotomus argentipes
Lineage: Eukaryota; Metazoa; Arthropoda; Insecta; Diptera; Psychodidae
Gene: Arl4
Product: ADP-ribosylation factor-like protein 4C
Exons: 2
Coding region: 148-762 (204 amino acids)
Biological process (GO): vesicle-mediated transport; intracellular protein transport
Cellular component (GO): cytoplasm
Molecular function (GO): GTPase activity; GTP binding
Source: RefSeq, a predicted model, not a curated record